UUUGUGUCCGGGUGACGUCUUCGGACUGCCCAAACCAUGAUGGCGGCGGCAGCAGCAGCAGCGGAGCGGGACGGCGGACCUGGUUCUUCCCCUGUCGGCUCCCCGCGGCCCCCGGUUGAUCACUCGGUGCUGGUGGUGGUCGGAGCGCUGCGACCCGCCGGCCUGCUGGAGCGGCUGCUGCGGCAGAUAGACUCAGGUGUGCGGUGCUGGCCUGUGGAUCUGCAGGUUUCUGUUCUGGAUCAGCAGCUGAAGCUCUUUGUAUCCAGACACUCGGCCUUCCUGUCAGAGGACGUCCCAGGUCAGAGGACUCUACAGCACCGCAGCGACCUGUUGGACACUCAGGUUGUUGUGAAUCCAGCUCAUGACUUCAUCUGCUCUGAGGUGCGGCGGCUGCUCUGUGAUUCGUCGCGUCACAAGCUGCUGGUGGUCAUGGGUCAGUGUGUGGAGGAGAGCGGAGACGUGGUGUUACAGAGAGGAUGUUUCUCCGUCAGAGACCUGAUCCACAUCCUGUCUGAUGAAGAGAUGGGGGAGCUGUUGAGCUCUGCAGCGCUGAAGGCCAGCCUCACCCUCAGCUGUCCAGACGUCGGACUCUGGAAGGACUCUGUGUUAGAGACACAAACCCUGAUAAACAUCCGGAUCAACCCACCCCCCGUCCUCCCAGAGAUGGAGGGUCUGCAUGAGUUCACAGAAUACCUCUCCGAGUCUCUGGAGCCCGAGUCGCCCUUCGAGCUCCUGGAGCCCCCGAGCACCGUGGGCUUCCUGAAACUGUCUCGACCAUGUUGCUACAUCUUCCCCGGGGGGCGGGGCGACUCUGCUUUCUUUGCUGUGAACGGUUUUAACGUGCUGGUGAACGGCGGCUCUGAUCCGCAAUCCUGCUUCUGGAAACUGGUUCGACACCUGGACAGGAUCGACUCGGUGCUCCUGACUCACAUCGGCGUGGACAAUCUGCCCGGCGUGAACAGUCUGUUGAGCAGGAAGUUGGCAGAGCAGGAGGAGGAGUCUGCUGGAGCUCAGACUGAAGAGGACUGGACUAAGAACCUGAUCUCCCCUGAGAUCGGGGUCGUCUUCCUCAAUGCUCCCGUCAGGUUGAAGUCCGUUAAGGGGGAUCUGGGCGAGCUGCGGAGCUCGGACUUGGUGGCGCUUACCUUGCAGCACUUACAAAGACUGGAGGUCAAAGCUGAACCUCUGAGCCGGGCCAAUGGACCCACUAUAGAACCAGUAAUCCUGUUCCAGAAGAUGGGAGUGGGCCGUCUGGAGCUGUACACCCUGAAUCCAGUCAGUGGCAGCAAACACCUUGAAGCUUUGAUGCAGACUUGGCCAAACAGCGGAUCAAAGGGCUCCGACCUCCCUCUGCCAUGCCUCGUUUCCAUUUGUGCCCUGCUGGUCUGGCAUCCAUCCAACCCUCAGGAGAAGAUCAUACGUGUCCUUUUCCCAGGAUGCACUCCCCAAAUCAAAAUUCUGGAGGGACUUGAAAAACUGAAACAUCUGAAUUUCCUCAGACAUCCGGUUGUGUGUUUGAAGGAUCUCGAAACAUCCAGAAGUGAGAAACAACCGAAACGAGCAGAGAGCCGGGAAAGCCUUAAAUCUCAGUCCAAGGAGGUCCGAGUCAGCAGUGCCUUCCAGAAAGACAAGAACGGACGAGUAGACGUGAAAAAACAGGAGGUGAAAGUGAAGCCAAAGGCAGCAGGUGAGACUAAAGAGAAGAAGGAUGGGGAGCCCAAACUCAAAGACACAGAUGCCAAAUCAAAGCCCCAGAAAGCUGCUGAAAAGAUGGUUCCAAAGAAAGAAGAGAAAAAGGAAGUGAAGAAGGAUGAGAAGGCGCCGCUUCCUGUCGUAAAGAAAGAAGCGGUGAAGAAGGAAACUGUAAGUAUGAAACCAAAGAAAGACGUCAAACCUGAACCAAAAAAAGACCAAAAGAAAGACGGAAAACCGGCCGUCAAAGAAAUUAAGAAAACAACAAGCGGAGCAUCAACAGGAAGUACAGAACUAAGGAAAGCUUCAGGUCCGAGCGGAACUCUAAAGAAAGAUGGUUCUCUUCCAAAGAAAGACCCGGGGAGCAAAGGGACCAAAGGUAGGCCAGGAUCGAAGGAGCAGGAAAUCCAGAAAGAAGGCUGUAAGACGUCUGAGGACAUGACAGAGGAACUUCAAAGACUUCGAUUGGAGGAUCACAACGGGAACAGCGGUCUAAACUCAAAGGUCCCUGCAGCCAACGGGAACCCCUCCCCGAACGUAGAGAGCCCAGAGAAGUUCCGCAGCACUCAGAUGGACCAGGUCAGAGAUCAUCUCGGGGUGAACUUUGACCUCUCCCCGACUGCAUGCUCUCUGGAAAACGGGAAAGAGGAUGUCUGCGUGAGCUCAGAGGAGAAGACUCUGGAGGGGGUCUCUCCUGCAGAGUCCUCCUCACAGGGUGCAGCAGGAUCCUCUGAGGAGGACCGUCAGGGUUUAGGCGAGGACAGAGGAUCAGGUCUGGACUGGAAACAGGGCGGUUCGCUGAGGGAAGGUCUGGAAACUUCCACGUCCACUCAAGACAAACAGUCAGGUCUUCUGAUGCUCAGUCCUUUUAAAGAGAACUCGUCGUCCACGGCGACCUCCCUGCCAGCUGAGAUGGGGUCUCCUCAGUCCACAGAGGUGGAUGAGUCCCUGUCCGUGUCUUUAGAGCAGGUGGGCUCACCCAAAGGAUUCUACUCUAACGGACACGUCAGUGACUCGGACUUGAACACAGGGAUGACCUUGACUGACCCUGACAGGCGUGGGUCAGGUGUCCACACGCUGUCAGAGCUGGUUUCAGACAUUCCUCAUGACGUGGAUCUCUGUUUGGUUUCCCCCUGCGAGUUCCAGCAUCAGCACCUCCAUCCUCUGACCUCUCCAGACCUCUCUGACAACAACAACCACUCACAGGACUGCCCUUCAGCCUUCAGCCAAGAGACUCCGCCCACAUCAGUCAGCAACUCCCUCACAACAACCACAGACUCUGACGUCCCCCCAGGGACCGAGGACUGUCCCUCUAUCACGGCAGAUAUGGACUCUGAUGAAGACUGCAGUCCACACAUCUCUUACAGGGUGGGGGAUCCGCCCCCAGCCCCUGUAAAGGAUCUGCCCCCCUUACCCCCCCAUCCUGGAGCCUGCAUGGCUGACAUCGAGGCCGAUGGUUCGUCCAAGAACCUGAAGAGUUCAAAGACCAAGAAACCGACGGCUUCGUUGCAGAAGACGACUUCCGGAAGUACCACGGCUCAGAGCGCUAAAUCAAAGAGCAGUGUGACCACGGGGUCACUGAGGAUGACCUCCAGCCUGGACACGAAGCCCUCAUCCAGAAACUCACUCGGAGGCUCCAGAAUUGGAACCCCAAAACCGUCAUCGUCAGGAGCAAAGGCCGCAGGUUUUGCAGGUUCUGCGGUCUAUGUGGACCUGGCGUACCUGCCCUCUGGCUCCUCCUCCUCCUCUGUGGACCUGGAGUUCUUCAGACGACUUCGCUCGUCUCACUACAUCGUGAGCGGGGACGAGCCGGUGAAGGAGGCGGCGAUGAGGAGCAUCCUGGACGCUCUGCUGGAGGGGAAGAGCAGCUGGCCGGAGCUCCAGGUGACGCUGAUCCCGACUUUUGAUUCGCUGGCGAUGCACGAGUGGUACCAGGAGACUCACGAUAGGCAGAAGGAGCUGUCAAUCAUCGUUCUGGGCAGCAACAGCACCGUGGCCAUGCAGGAGGAGACUUUCCCCGCCUGCAAGGUCGAGUUCUGAGCACAGAGCCCCACCCACUACGAGCCCCGCCAACCUCACCUGUGACCUCUGCAUGGGUGUGCCAGAAAACAGGAGACGGAGAGAAGACUAUCUUUGUUGCCAUGGUGACAACCAAACCAGACCAAUGGAUGGACCUUGGGUAGAGUCCUUUUAGUGAGCAUGCUCAGUUACUCCCUGCACAGCGUACCUGUGUGACAUCACUGCACAGUUAUCCCCUGUCACUACGUGUCACUUCCUGUCUGCUGGAUCAGGAGGUCCAGCUCACCUGCUAACAGACGUUAGCAUGUUAGCAUGAGCUGUGAAACGUCACAGAAUAUUUAGAAGAUGAUAUUACCAUCACCUGCUAACUGUAGCUGUGACGGCUCCGUGUUCAGCUUCUCUGAUUGGUCCUCACUUUUAGUUUCACUUUCAGUGUUUGAGCCGCUCGUGGCGUUUCUGAUCUUUGAUUCGAUCGUUGUUAACCUAUGCUCCUGAUCAUGUGAUCAUCUGUGAUGAUGUCACUCUGUUCAAUAAUGAUGUCAUGUGUAGAGCUUCAAAAUAAGAGCUUAAUUUGACGAUGACAUCAUCUCCAUUCUGAAAUGUGCCGUAAAGAUGAUGUCAUCACACGUGACUUCAGCUGGACGAUCAGGUAGAAACAUUUUGUUUUGUAGUUUACAGAGAAGACUUGUAGUUUUCUAAUCGGCACAAAGAGACGUGAAGUUGUUAAAAGGAGAACUAUACGUUCUUCUACUGUUUUAUUAAAUGCAGAUUGAUCCAUGUAACCUGCGUGAGCACAGAUCUCCAAUACAAUUUUGUAGUUCUUUUUCCAGAAUCGUAGUUUUUAUAUUUCCUGUGAAACAGCGCUAAUCUGAAUCCUACAUUACCCAUGAGCCUCAGCUGCUGGAUUGUUAUUUUUUUAACGAAUCAAGAGUCUAAAUUUAUCAAAGAAGUUUUUAAAAGAUGACCUUUGACCUCGGCCUGCUGUUAUCCGCCUGGCAACAGCGGCUCUCUGAUUGGAUGGGCCUUACAGUGAUUUCUGGGACUUGUAGUUUUAAAGUGUCCGGCUGAAUCUGGCGCGUAAACUGAGCGUGUAACGUUUUUAUUUAGAAUCUGAAACCUGAAGACCAAACUGUCUGUUUUUAUUUCGACCUAAAGUCCAACAUUUCCAUCUUUAACUUAUUUAUUUAUUGAAUUUGUUUUCUCGUCUCUUUGGUACGACGACGACUUUGAUCAGCGACCAGCAGAACUUCCAAGUUUCCACGUUUCACUUCUUUCACUUUGAAUGGAUCUUUAUUCCAAACAGGAAAUCAUCUGAAGCUUUGUUUUGAUUAGAAACGUUGAGAUGGCGAAGAUGUUCGUUUUUAUUGGACGAUCAAACUCGAUUCAGAUUUUAUGAAGGGGGGGAGGGGGGGUCGUAAGUUCUCUGCAGCGACGCUUCUUUAAAAUCAGAUGGAAACCCUGAAGUUCAAAUGUUUAAAUGAAGUUUGAGUUUCAAUGAAAGUAGAAAAUUCAACAUUUAGAUUUUAAAUUUAUCUUUUUUAAAGAUUUUAUUUCACAACAUUCAAACAUUUGUUUUUGUUUCAAUCAGAUUUAAUUUUCUUAUGAUUCACAUCCCCAACGCACACACACACACACAGACACACACACAUAGACAGACACACAUAGACAGACACACACACACACACACACACACACACACACAUAGACAGACACACAGACACACACACACACACACACACACAGUGACACAGAGACACACACACACAGACACACUCUCAGAGUAUUGUGUGUAUUGAACACUAAUUGUUAUGAUGGUUUGAAAUAAAAGUUUCCCUUCAA
Labrus mixtus (cuckoo wrasse) is the source of this 5550-nucleotide messenger RNA. RefSeq names its product microtubule-associated protein 1Sa (gene map1sa). The record is from RefSeq and is a predicted model, not a curated record. Lineage: Eukaryota; Metazoa; Chordata; Actinopteri; Labriformes; Labridae. The transcript is spliced from 7 exons. Gene Ontology annotation, molecular function: microtubule binding; actin binding. Gene Ontology annotation, biological process: microtubule cytoskeleton organization; dendrite development; axonogenesis. Gene Ontology annotation, cellular component: cytosol; neuronal cell body; dendrite. Bases 37 to 3732 code for a protein of 1231 amino acids.